Messenger RNA from Struthio camelus australis, 3771 nucleotides. NCBI's taxonomy places the organism in Eukaryota, Metazoa, Chordata, Aves, Struthioniformes, Struthionidae. The record is from RefSeq and is a predicted model, not a curated record.
UAAAGCUUGAGUGCGCCAGUGGUGAUUGUUUUUACCUAAAUGAAAAUUAAUGAGAUUUUUUGUGUUUUUUCUCUUUAGCCAAGUAUCCAGAGAUCAAGGCUCUAAUGGGACCAGAUCCACAUUUAAAGUGGAUUGUAUCUGGAAUGGUUUUUGUGCAGUUUCUAGCAUGCUACCUGGUGAAAGACUUAUCCUGGAAAUGGGUUUUCUUCUGGGCUUAUGCUUUUGGGGGUUGCAUCAACCAUUCACUGACCUUAGCCAUCCAUGAUAUUUCACACAACGUUGCCUUUGGGAACAAGCAGGCCAAGUGGAACCGAUGGUUUGCAGUCUUUGCCAACUUGCCCAUUGGAAUACCUUACUCUGCCUCCUUCAAGAAAUACCACAUCGACCAUCACCGAUAUCUUGGUGGGGACACCCUCGACGUCGACAUUCCCACAGACUUUGAAGGCUGGUUCUUCUGUACACCGCUUCGGAAGCUGCUUUGGCUCUUCCUCCAACCUCUGUUCUACAGUCUGAGACCACUGUAUGUGAACCCCAAAGCAAUUACCCAGAUGGAAAUUUCUAACGCUCUUGUGCAGUUUUCUGUAGACCUUAUAAUCCACUACCUUUGGGGGCUCAAACCUAUUAUUUACUUAAUAGCAGGUACAAUUCUUUGCAUGGGUUUACAUCCCAUUUCUGGGCACUUCAUAGCAGAACACUACAUGUUCUUAAAAGGGUAUGAAACGUACUCUUAUUAUGGACCUCUGAACUGGCUCACCUUUAAUGUAGGCUACCACAUGGAGCACCAUGACUUCCCCAGCAUUCCCGGAUGCAAACUGCCUAUGGUGAAGAAGAUUGCAGCAGAAUAUUACGAUAACCUCCCACACCACCAGUCCUGGAUUCGAGUUCUUUGGGCAUUUGUUUUUGAUGACACUAUUGGUCCUUAUUCAAGGGUUAAAAGACUAUGCAAACGGGCAAAAGAAAGUUAUUAGAAUAGCUCCAGCUGCUGCACUGGUAUUUUGUUUGUUUGUUUGAAUGAAUGAGCUGAGUUUUCAGUAACAGUAGAAGGAUGUGUGUGUCUGUGUGUGUGUGGGGGAGGGUGUGUGUGUGUGCUGAAAUAGCAUCUAAGGGUGCUUAAUGUCUCCCUGGAAGAAGACGAUGAAAUGUUACCGUGAUGCACUAUUUUAGUAUAUUGAUACUUUUAAAUAAAGGAUAUUUGUUUAUGUAACACUGAGAAAACAGAUUAGAGAGAGCUAUGCUUAUGUGAAUCUCUGGUCUACACUUAAAAUUAACUUCCUCGUCCAGGGCUAAGCAUGUCUGACACUGAGUUUUGGCCUGGUCUGCAAAGGAGAGUGCUCUCUCUCUCUCUCUCUGUGUGUGUGUGUGUGUGUGUGUGUGUGUGUGUGUGUGUGUGUAUAUGUAUAUUUUGGGGCUGGUUUCUCUACACGCCAGCUUAGAUGUAGCUACUUUGCAUGCACAGGACCACGCAAGCAGGGCUGCCUGGCAUGCAAUAGUAAAUUAUAGCUUCUGUGAGAACCUAAGGGUACUUUUAGCUUGAAGUCUUGUCUAAUCCAGUAUCUUGCUUCUGACAAUGGCUGGUAGUUGAGUUUCGGUGUAAGAAACAGAAUAUGUACACCUUUGGUCAUUAUUUUAGUAGCUGCUGUUUGACCUUUAUUCCAGGACUUUUUCUAAACCUUUCACGAAUCCAUUUCUAUUCUUGGGAUCCAAUAUUCCACGUAACUUAUUGGCAUAGCUGAACUGCAAUGUGGAGAAAAACUUCCUUCUGUCUGCAGUGUGCUGCCUGAUCAGUGAAUUGGAAGUGCCAUAGCUUGGGUUUGAGGAACUGUGAGUAGGUCUUUCCUAGCCACCUCUUCAAGAGUAUUCGUAACUUCAUGUUCCUCAUGUUUUUCAUCACUGGAAGCCUUUUUGGGGAUGGAAAGAUUCUAAUUUUAAUCGCUGCCUACGAAAGGUGUUAGUAUUUCUGAUCUUUUUUCUUGCUUUUCUCCUUAUUCUAAUUCUUUUCUCUAAGUUCUUUUCUAUAUGCUUUCUUUUCUGUAUAUAUUAUCUAUAGUCUAUCUAUCUCCCUUCCUGAAAAUAGGAGUCAGGAGUAUCUGUGCCACUGAAGAUAUGGAUACAUUAGGUGAUGUUUCUUCCUAACUGCUUUCAGAAUAAUUGUAACUUUUUUCGCUCCCUGAUCCCAGGGAGCACUGACUUGACAUUUGGGAAGCACGCGAUACUCUGUAGCUAUAAAAAACAUCACUGAUGAUAGUCUUUGGGGGAUGUACCUGGAACACGCAGCUGGGGUUGUUUCUUUCCCCAAGCAUUUUACUUUGCACUAUUGACGUUGACCUUCAUCUGACAUUUUUAUCAGUUGGAAUAGCUAAAUCUUCCUGCCUCUCUUCUCCACCCAUCAGCUUCUGGCUAUCCUCAAUAAUUCCGUAUUGUCAUAAACCUUAAUUACCUUCCCUUUCUCCAAGCACACUCUAUGAAGAAUAUCUUGAGCAAUUUCUUGGGAAUGAGGAGUUCAGACGCCAUUUAACAACUUCCCUCCAUUUUGGAAGGAUGACUACCUACUUCUGUCCUUAGUGGGUGGAUAAAAGAGGGGUUGAAAGAUCCUCUUACAUUGUGACAGCUUAAUUUCUCAGAGUUUUAGCAAGUAUUUUUUUUCUGGAAAACCAUGUCUAUUACAAAGAAAAGGAUUAUUCUAUGUGCCUGAUGAUCCCUCAAAAUAUGCUGUUAGAUGUGGGCAGCAUGAUUUCCUCAAUUAACACAGUCUCUGUCCUUCCUAUAGUCCUGGACUCAGUGAGCCAGAUUGUCUUGCUAGUACCAUCUUCGGUUCUUUUGCUAGCUUGCCUGCUACGUCAGGGAGACCAGCUGGCCUGCAGCUCUUGCACUUCCUUGUCCUCCAUUUCUUUUUCCUCUGAUUUCCGUAUCUGUCUGAUCUGAUUUUGACACAAGGGCAAAUACCCAGGCUUGCUCAAUGGUGCAAGAUCCCUUGUGACUCUGAGGCUGAAUAUUAGUUCAUUGACAGAUACUGUUUUUCCUUGUGGGCUGGGUUUCUUGAAAAGGAGAGGAAGAACAGGACUUCUUCUGACACGUCAGACUUGACUGGCUCUUCAGGUGCCUUUUCCCCAAAGAACGCUUUGCUGUAGGAACCUCUAUUAACUUCUUCCUAUCAAUACUCACCUCAUGGAGCUUCACUUUUCUUUUAAUUUGCUUCAGUGCUGCUGGCUCUCCAUGAUGAACUUCCCUUAGCAAGCUGUUCCUCAGUUUUCUUGGCCAACUUUAGCAAGUUAAUAUAAAAGCCAUAAUAAAGUUUAUGCCAUCUUCCUCAUUCUGACUAUUGUACUUUUCCUUUAUGUAGAGUGACCUUCUGCCCUGAAGUCUGCUUACUCAGCUGCUCCAUGAUGCCGUCAUCUAUGUGAUCUAUAUAGACUCGUAGGCUAGCCUGACACAGAGGCUACAGUGUAAACUGAGGGUAACCCCACUUGGCCACUGCUUUCUUGGCCUGCCUCCCAUUGGCAUUUCAGUUCCUAUCCCAAAUUUCCAUGCCUGGGCAGCACCACAGCCCUCCUGCUCUGCUCUCUCCAUCUAAGUAGGAAUUUCAAGUUGCUGGAACUUCUGGUGUUUGCAGAUGUGCAGUGUGAGCUUGCUCUUUCUCACGUAUGCUUUAGGCUGGUGCUGCUGGGGAAAGCUGGGAGCCUGUCUUCUCCUUGGGCACUUGCCCUUGCUUCAAUGAUGCUGGCAGAAGGGUUUUUUUGUUUUGUUUUGUUUAUUUUUUUUGGUAAACACAGG